Messenger RNA from Sclerotinia sclerotiorum 1980 UF-70, 198 nucleotides. RefSeq lists its product with no specific name. Lineage: Eukaryota; Fungi; Ascomycota; Leotiomycetes; Helotiales; Sclerotiniaceae. Gene Ontology annotation, biological process: mitochondrial electron transport, ubiquinol to cytochrome c. The transcript is spliced from 5 exons. The record is from RefSeq and is a predicted model, not a curated record. The coding region runs from base 1 to 198 and encodes 65 amino acids.
AUGCCUUCCGCAAGCCGUCCUCUUUACAACUUUCUCUUCCGAAAGAACUACGUGUUCCUCGGUGCCGUGUUCGCUUCUGCCUUUGGAUUCGAAAUGGCAUAUGAUUCAAUCACAGAUAGAGUUUGGGAUUCUAUAAACAAGGGCCGUCAAUGGAAAGACAUCCGUUCGAGAUAUGUUGAGGCUGCGGACGACGAAUAG